This is a messenger RNA of Eucalyptus grandis, 1487 nucleotides long. RefSeq lists its product as uncharacterized. The transcript is spliced from 2 exons. Lineage: Eukaryota; Viridiplantae; Streptophyta; Magnoliopsida; Myrtales; Myrtaceae. The record is from RefSeq and is a predicted model, not a curated record. Bases 37 to 1011 code for a protein of 324 amino acids.
GGCGUGGCGCGUGGGGGCGCGGGGAUCGACCAGGCGAUGCUCCGGUUCCGGCCUAUCGCCCCGAAGCCGGCAGCGGAGGACCCGGGCCAAGGCGGGUCGCAUGUGGGGAGCAAGGGGUGGCUACUUUCGGGCGCGAGGACCAAGAGGAAGUACGUUAGGGUUCGCAAGGCCAAGGCCAAUAGUAAUUGCAGCGGUAAUAAUAACCACGACAGCAGCAGCACCACCAAAAGGAAAAGAGCAGCGCAAGGGCCAAAAGAAAAAGGAGGGCCUGAUGAUUCGUCGGGGCUGGAGAAGCGAAUAGUGACCCUCCAAUUGUUGCCUGAGAAAGCUGAUCAUGGAGAAUCUAAAGCGCUUAAAGCAAAGCCUGAGCAAUCUGAGAAGGAGGAACCUCAAUGGCGGGGCAGCAUCGAUCGCUGCAGCACCCACUCUGGUCCUGAAUUUAGCACCGUGAAUCUCGCCAUACCUAAUGUGGUCCCGCCCCUGUGGUCUAGGUCGGACCCCAUUGGUCUCAUCCACCCGACCUUCCAGUCGCCUCACCGGAUGCGUUACCCUACGGUGCUGGAAUGCUGGGUGAUCGUGGAGUCCGUCGCCGACACCCACAUUGACGCGCAGGACCACCAUCAGCUGGUAGGGCUCACCGACGCCGAGCGGGUGAGGAGUCUCAAGGCGGACGCGUGCCCCGGGUUCCUAGCGGAUCCGAGCAAUCGGGUGAGGUGGGUGAACGGAGCGUUCGAGAGGAUGGUGACGAGAGAGCAUCUGGCGGACGACGGCUCCGACGGCGGCCCGCUGCCGGUAGAGAUCGCGGUGCGGGUGGUGGCGAAAGAGGAGCUGCCCAAGACACGCGCGGCCUUCGCGUGUAGGGCGACGUUGAGGCGGCGGCACCAUCCGUGGUGGGGCGAGGAGAAGUGGGCGGCGAGGAUAGUGCCGUGCGAUGUGUGGAGGAUGGACGAGAUGGGAGGGUUUGCAUGGAGGCUGGACGUCAAAGCUGCACUCAGCUUGGGGCUCAGCUGACACGACCCGAUAAUCCCGGGGGCCACCGACCGGGCAAUGAGGGUUCGGUAUGAUCAGGUGAUCUGCAAUGAAGUGAGUUAUGCAUUCGACAGAGAUUGAAGCUGAAAAAGAUCGGUCAAACAUGGAACAAUGUAGAGUCCGAAGCUUGGAGACUGGAGGGAAUUUGGUCUAAAGCUCAUAGCCUCAAAAGUAUUCUGCGGUUUUAUGUACCUAUGGAAAGAUGAAAGUGGUGGCAAAAUAAAUCUAUUUGUUUAAGUCUUGUAUGUGGUGAUAUGCAUUCGGGAAAUCUGGAAGAUCAGAUAUUUCUGAUGAAAUCGAUGUUAGAUUCUAGCUGUGGCGACGAACUAAUCUUGCAAAUGUAUAUUAGUUGUAAUGUGUGCUUUGUGGGAAUUAAAAAGGCAGGAUUUGUUUGUGCCACCUAAAACUUUUUUUUUGGCAAUUGCACUGUUACUGUGUAAAAGGUGGUUUUUGUGGAA